AUCUGCACACUUCCACAUACCUACCCUAGGAUUUUGUCUGGUCCGCCGCUACGCAUAUACUGUAUUAUACAUAGACACGUAGUGAAUACUGAAUAUGCCCAACAACCCAACAAUGGCGAAACAAGAAGGAGAAGAAGAAGUGAUUCUACUGAAUUUAUGGGCAAGCAUGUAUGGGAUGAGGGUCAGGAUCGCACUUGCUGAGAAGGGUGUUUCAUACGAAUACAGAGAAGAGGAUUUGAGGAAUAAGAGUCAGCUUCUCUUGGACAUGAACCCGGUUCACAAGAAGGUUCCGGUUCUCAUCCACAACGGCAAACCAAUAUGCGAGUCAAGCAUCAUUGUUGAAUAUAUCGAUGAAGUCUGGAAAGACAAAGCUCCAUUGUUUCCUUCUGAUACUUACGACAAAGCUCAUGCGAGGUUUUGGGCUGACUUCAUUGAUAAGAAGGUAUUCCAAAUUGGGAGGAAGUUGUACACAACAAUAGGGGAAGAACAUGAGGCAGCAAGGAAAGAGUUUAUCGAUUCCCUUAAACUGAUUGAAGGAGAACUUGGAGACAAGCCUUACUUUGGAGGUGACAGUUUUGGCUACGUUGAUGUGUCUUUGAUCCCAUUUCAUUCAUGGUUUCAUUCCUAUGAAACAUAUGGGAAAUUGAACAUACAACAAGACUGCCCAAAAUUGAUUGCUUGGGGUAAAAGGUGCUUUCAGAACAAGGAGAGUGUGUCCAACACUCUUCCUGAUUCGCUAAAGGUCCUUGCUUUUGUUCAAUUCUUGAGGAAAAGAUUUGGACUCGAUGAAUAGAACUUUGAGGUAUCAAAGCCAAUGUGGUUUUGUUCAACACGUGUAUCGGAUCUGUGUUGCUAUUUUCCCUUUCUUGUCAUAAAAAAAAACACUUGGAUGUGUUCGUCACAUAUAAAUAAAUAAAUAAAUAAAGUUGUGUUUUCAGAUGCAUUUCUUGAUAUGCUUACAUUUUGCAAUAAGUGUAUUUUAUGUGUGGGAUUGGUUACAUAUUUGUCAG
Lactuca virosa is the source of this 1010-nucleotide messenger RNA. Lineage: Eukaryota; Viridiplantae; Streptophyta; Magnoliopsida; Asterales; Asteraceae. The record is from the annotation of a GenBank genome assembly.